UCAUGGCGGUAAAAAUCAACACCGAAGGUGUCAGCAAAGCUUGGAUAGUCGUUACUGAAGUGUUAUCACCGAGUAUUGGCAAUAAGAGACCAAAUGAGACUGAGUUUCAUAAUGCAGUUGACGUUAUGUCCCAAAAUGGCCUUGCCUACAUAAUUGAAGAAUGGUUUGUGGAAUGUCUACAGCAGCAUCUAAGAAGAAAUGUAGCACCGAAAUUCUGGAAUUUUUUUGAUUUGGAACAAUCAGAAAUUUUACCCGAACAGUUGGGUAAAGCAGUGAAUUACCUACAUGAGAUUACAAUGGGAUACUUACCUUGUAUAGACAGACUUAACUCCAUGUCUGUGAUUGUUGAAAACAGAAAGCCAUCUACAGUAUUCAACACAAAUAAUUUGUCAGAGGCCUACAUCCUUUUGAUUAAGUCAAUCAUAUUCUUUGUUUUGCCUGCCAAAUUUUGCACUGCAGUGGAGAUGUUUUAUUCACAAGCUUUCAAAGUGUUUCACCAUAGCACUUCUGAGGAUGAGGAGGAACAAGAUGUUAUAGAUGAGGAAGAAGAGGAAUGUAAGGGCUGUGAUAAAGAACAAGAAGAUUGUGUGUGUAAAGACAUUCUGGAUAAUUUCCAUACCAUCAACAGGCAACUUGAUGACAUUGGAAUUUUGGAGAGAGUAUCGGGUAUGGCUGUUACCUCCAUUGUACAUGAGCGGAUAAAGAAUCACAUUGAAAACACUUGUAAAGGCAAUUUUGAAACCUCAUACCUAAAAAAUCUGGAAGAGUGGUUGGAUAGUAAAGUAUUGGGGUGGCUGACCCUGGUGUACUCUGGAAACUGCAGAAACACCUACUCAGAUUGUAUUGAGGGAUUUAAAGGGAGACUUCUGCACUUUCUGUACGAGACUUUUGCUAGAACUCACAUUGAUCAGCUGUUUAACAUUAUUAUUGAGUUCCCUGAGUCUGAGCCUGCUAUUCUGGAUUUGAAGGUCUGCUUAGAGAAGACAGACCUGAGAGGGACACUGGUCUCUUCUCUUAAGACUGCGCUAGAGACUCGACUUUUACAUCCAGGUGUAAAUACAUCAGACAUUUUGACAGCAUACAUAGCUGCUAUUCGAGCACUCCGAAUAUUGGAUCCAGUCGGAGUUAUUCUUGAACUUGUCUGUGACCCAGUCAGGAAGUAUUUAAGGUCUAGGGAUGACACUGUCCGACAGAUUGUAUCAAACCUGACAGAUGAUGGCAGUAAUGAGUUACUGGAAGAACUUCAGAAAGGUCAGCCUUUGCUGGAUGAUGGCUGCAGUAGUGAUGAUGAGCUGGAGGAUUGGGAGAAUUGGAUGCCAGAUCCUGUUGAUGCUGAUCCAAGAAGCACAUCAAAGAGCCGCAGGGCAUCUGAUAUUAUCAGUAUGUUGGUCAACAUUUAUGGAAGCAAAGAACUCUUUGUGCAAGAAUAUCGAACACUGUUGGCAGAUCGAAUAUUGACCCAGUUUAACUAUGAAAUAGUGAAAGAAAUUCGUUAUCUAGAACUUCUGAAAUUAAGAUUUGGAGAAUCCCAGCUUCAUUAUUGUGAGGUCAUGUUAAAGGAUGUGGCUGAUUCUAAAAGACUUAACUCCAGGAUAAUGGAUGAGAGGAGGAAAUCUGCCGAGAGAGAGGAGAUUGAAGUGAACUCUAUGGUGCUCUCUGCUCAGUUUUGGCCUGCCUUCAGAGAAGAAAAGAUCAAGCUUCCAGAAGUCAUGCAGAAAUCACUGGAGGAAUACACCAAGAAAUUUGAGGCCCUUAAAGGAAACAGAACAUUAAAUUGGAAGCCUCAUCUAGGUUUGGUGAAUAUUGAUGUGGAACUGAAAGACCGUACACUGAAUUUCAACGUUUCCCCCGUGCAUGCUGCAAUAAUUAUUCAGUUCCAGUCACAAGAAACCUGGACUGUGGAAGAGCUGAGCAAUGUCCUCCAAAUGCCAGCCACAGCUCUGAGGAGGAAGAUUGCUUACUGGCAAACCCAGGGUCUCCUCCGAGAGGAGGUCACAGAUAAAUUUGUCCUGGUGGAGGAGCACAAAGGGAGAGCUCACGACGUGAUUGUAACAGACGAUGAUGAGGCUGAAUCUGCAAUGGCUUCUGCCCAGACACAGAGAGAGGAGGAGCUCCAGGUAUUCUGGUCCUAUAUUGUGGGUAUGUUAACAAACUUGGAGAGUCUGACAAUAGAUAGAAUCCACAGUAUCUUGAGAAUGUUUGCCAUGCAAGGACCAUCGGUUGUGGAAUGUAGCAUUCCGGAACUUAAACAUUUUCUAGACUCAAAAGUCAGAGAUCAAAAGUUGUUAUUUUCAGGAGGGGUGUAUCGGCUGCCUAAACCUGAUAUGUUAUGAAUAAAUAUUACAACCUGUA
Saccostrea echinata is the source of this 2352-nucleotide messenger RNA. RefSeq names its product anaphase-promoting complex subunit 2-like. The record is from RefSeq and is a predicted model, not a curated record. Lineage: Eukaryota; Metazoa; Mollusca; Bivalvia; Ostreida; Ostreidae. Gene Ontology annotation, cellular component: anaphase-promoting complex. The transcript has 12 exons. Gene Ontology annotation, biological process: ubiquitin-dependent protein catabolic process. Gene Ontology annotation, molecular function: ubiquitin protein ligase binding. The coding region runs from base 3 to 2333 and encodes 776 amino acids.